UUCUAUAUAUAGAUUCUGAUAGAUUGUAAUCUAGUCAUAUGAGUAAUUAUGAUAUUGAACAUCAAAGAGUUUUUAAGAAACUUUUAUCUAACAAGAGUACACUGGGCAGGGGGUAUCAGAUGUUCCUAAUUUACCUCCUGUGGUCGGAUGUGCAUUGUUUAUUAGGAUUAAUGUGGAUCUAUUGACUUUCUCUUUUUUUUUCUUGUGAUUUUCAUCAUUUUACGGAUGAUUGGGAGUUUUGUCAAGGAUGAUCAAUGGUAAUAAGUGAUUUUAUCAGAUCUGUUGGAAAACAAUUAGAGAUAGAUAGCUUGUGAGGCAUGGAUCAGUGAAAAUCAGUCAGUAUGGGAUACAUACUUUUCCAUAUGUUUGAGUAUAAGAAAACUUUUUAAAUGCACAUGGAUAUUAAAAAAGUAAAUAUUUAAAUACUCAGAGCAGUUUUUAGAAUUUAUUUUCUUUAUGAUACCUUUUGGAGUAGAUCAUUUCCACAGGAGACAUGGUUGUUGGAUUUAAAUUCUUUUGAUGAAAUUUCUAUCGAAGGAGGGUAUUCUAUUUCAUUUUGUUAGUGAUUGGCAGUUUAAAAACUAUGUAUAAAGGAAAGAAUAUUGAGAAAUUUUGAUUUAAAAUCUUCCUUGUAUGUACAUUCCAAAAAGGUGAGGAUCUUUGCUCCUUUUUACGUGUAAGCAUAAUGGUGAAAGAGGAUACCACUCAGUACCAUGAGAUACCUGUUAUACAGGUGGAGGGGAAAAAUAUUGACGACCCCCAAAAUGGCAUUCCUAUGAUUAAUGUUGUGACAGAGAAAAAAUGUUUUGAAGUGACUCCUGUGGUAGUGGAUUUAGAAUUUGAUGAGGAAAAACAACCUUUGAAUAUUAAAACGGAUAAAAAAGAUUCCACAGAUCAAAAUGGAGAAGAUGGUAACAGAAAUCGGGAUAAUGAACCACUGGCAAGUCAUGAUGAACUGGAAGGUCCUUAUGAGCAUCAGAUGGCUUUAUAUGAGGAUGAUUUGCAGGCCAGAGGUAAAAUCUCACAAAUCCUUAACAGGAUCGCCAAUUAUCAAGCUGGGAUUGAACCAAACAUGACAAAAGAAUACAGUGAUAAAGACAAACAGGACAAAAGCAAGGCCAAGCUUGGAACAUUGUUUGGAGUUUAUUUACCUACCAUACAGAAUAUAUUUGGUGUACUGCUGUUUAUACGUAUGACAUGGAUUGUUGGCAUGGCUGGACUAUUGGAGAGUCUUGGAAUUGUAGUUAUCUGUUGUUUAACAACCAUGUUAACAGCUAUAUCUAUGAGUGCCAUAGCCACUAAUGGUGUGGUUCCAGCUGGAGGAUCCUAUUUCAUGAUAUCCAGAGCUCUGGGUCCAGAGUUUGGUGGAGCUGUAGGGAUAUUGUUUUAUCUAGGGACCACUGUGGCAUCGUCUAUGUACAUUAUUGGUUCUGUAGAAAUUUUGUUGAAAUACAUGGCACCACAGAUAUCAUUAUUUGGUGAUGUGACUAUUGAAGCUAAUGCAUUAAGUAACUACCGAGUGUAUGGGACAAUGAUAUUAUUGUUACUAAGUGUGAUAGUGUUUAUUGGUGUCAAAUUUGUCAGUAAAUUUGCUUCCCUGUCUCUAGCUUGUGUGAUAUUAUCUAUAUUCUGUAUUUAUAUUGGAUUUUUUGUAUCAAAUGCAGACAACAGUGUGAGCAUAUGUUUUCUAGGAGAUAGACUUUUAACAUCGUCAGUGUCAUAUAUUAAUGAUUCUAUGUACUGUAAUAAGAACAAUGAUAGUAGAAUAUAUGCCAAAUAUUGUAAUUUACAAGGAAAUGUGACAGUUUGUGAUGAUUAUUUCAAUGAGCAUGAAACAAAUGUGAUGGCAGGUAUCCCUGGCAUAGCUAGUGGUGUUAUCAAAAACAAUUUGUUCAGUAGAUACACAAUGAAAGAUCGAGUGAUUGGUCAGGAAACCCACGGUAAUCGUCUGUAUGGAGAGGUUGUGGCAGAUAUUACUUCCAGUUUUAUGGUGCUGAUGGCCAUUUAUUUCCCUUCUGUUACUGGUAUUAUGGCUGGAUCCAACAGAUCAGGUGACUUAGCAGAUGCUUCACGUUCUAUUCCUGUAGGAACUAUUUGUGCCAUAAUAACUACUUCUUUUGUCUAUUUUACAAGUGUGAUAUUUUUUGCUGCCAUUAUAGAGGGAGACCUUAUGAGAGAUAAAUUUGGUGAAAGUAUAGAUUCUGGUUUGGUUGUAGCUAAGUUGUCUUGGCCAAAUGAAUGGGUGAUUCUGAUUGGUUCUUUCCUGUCUACUCUUGGAGCUGGUUUACAAAGUUUAACAGGUGCUCCAAGAUUGUUACAAGCCAUAGGGUGUGAUGGUGUACUGCCUUUCCUGAAUAUCUUCAGUGUAACCACAAAGAGGGGAGAACCAUUCAGAGCUCUAGUCAUGACUGUGUUGAUAUCAGAGAUAGGCAUAUGUAUAGCAAAUUUAGAUUAUGUUGCUCCAAUUAUUACAAUGUUUUUCCUGAUGUGUUACGGGUUUGUUAACAUGGCUUGUGCUUUACAGACAUUAUUGAGAACACCAAGCUGGAGACCUAGAUUCCAGUUUUAUCAUUGGACUCUAUCGUUACUAGGAUUGGCAUUGUGUAUAACAUUGAUGUUCAUCUCCAGUUGGUAUUAUGCAUUGACUGCCAUUGUUAUAGCAGCUUUAAUCUACAAAUAUAUAGAAUAUAAAGGGGCAGAGAAGGAAUGGGGAGAUGGUAUACGAGGUUUAGCUAUGUCUGCUGCUAGAUAUUCUCUGCUGAGGUUACAACAGGGACCACCACAUACUAAAAAUUGGAGACCACAGUUAUUAGUUUUGAUGAAAAUGGAUUCAGAUCUUACACCAAAAUAUCCAAAAAUGGUUAACUUUGCUAGUCAGUUAAAAGCUGGUAAAGGUCUAACUUUACUUACUUCAGUGUUACCAGGUGAAUUCAGUGAAAAGUAUGCUGAUGCCCAAGCAGCCAAACAGUCUUUAAAUAAAUUGAUAGAAACAACUGGUAUUAAAGGUUUUGCUGAUGUUGUUAUUGCUAAGGAUGUCACAGAUGGACUUUGUCAUUUAAUACAGAAUGCAGGUUUAGGUGGAUUACGUCAUAAUACAGUUAUGAUAGGGUGGCCCUAUGGUUGGAGACACAGUGGAGAAGAGAGAAGUCACAAAGUAUUUAUAGAUGCCAUAAAGAAUAUCAACGCUGGACAGAUGGCACUGUUAGCAGUAAAGGGAAUUAACCAGUUCCCUGAUCAAGGAGAGAAAUUAUCUGGUACAGUAGAUAUUUGGUGGAUUGUCCAUGAUGGAGGGAUGUUGAUGUUACUGCCAUUUUUAUUGAAGCAACACAGAACAUUUAAAAACUGUAAACUUAGAAUAUUUACUAUAGCUCAACUUGAGGAUAAUACAGUCCAGAUGAAGAAAGAUUUAGAAACAUUUAUGUAUCAGUUAAGAAUUAAUGCUGAAGUAGAAGUUGUGGAAAUGAGUAACAAUGAUAUAUCAGCCUAUACUUAUGAGAGAACAUUGAUGAUGGAACAAAGGUCAGAGAUGUUAAAGGUCAUCAGGAGAGGAUCAAGGUCAAGUAGUCUAGAGCCAUCAACUAUCUUAGAUUUUUCAUCUAUGAAGACUCCUUCCAAUUUAAAAGUGAAACUAGAAACAGUACAUGAAGAUGGUCCUUCAGAGAGUUCAACAGAUUCUAUAGAUAAAAACCAGUUCACAUUCACACCGUCAUCUCAAGCUAACUCUAAAGCCACAACACCAACCAAUCCUGCUAAUAACGAUCUACUAAAUAUUAAACCAGAUAAAAAGAAUGUGAGAAGAAUGCACACAGCUGUUAGAUUGAAUGAAGUAAUUAUAGAUAAAUCUCAUGAGGCACAGUUAGUCAUAUUGAAUCUCCCAGCUCCACCUAAAUCACAGGCUGGUGAACUCAACUAUAUGGAGUUUUUAGAGGUACUGACCGAAGGAAUUGACCGAGUACUAAUGGUCCGAGGAAGUGGACAUGAAGUCAUUACUAUCUAUUCUUAAGUUAAAGUGACGAUUUUAUGGUGCAAAGGUUACAUUGUUAUCAGUAUUUGUGUUGAGACUUAGUGCUGAGGAUUGAUAUUGUAAAAAUAUGCAGGAGAAGAAUGUCAUUUCUUUUUACAUAUUCCUAGACAUUAGUGCCUGACAUUUUACCAGUGUGAUGCAGCUUAGUUGAGCUUAAAACCAAAAUUAUAGAAUCUUUAAAUGUUAUAUUUGUUGCCAAGAAAUUGUGUUCAUCUUUGUCUCAUACCAUGUACCUUAUAUCAGGUUAUUUUUGCGUCAGGUUUUGACGUGGUUUGGACCAUAAAUAAGGCAGUUAAAUCUUCACUUUGGUCACUUUUCAUGGCCUUGUGCAUUGGACUGUUUGCUGUAAAAUAUCUACAACGCUAAAAUUUCCUGAUAAACGGCAGUUUAGCUUAGUUUUCAUAUCACAUACAUGCAUGUGUGCUAGACUUGUGGUGUAGUUUUGAAUGGCUGCAUGGAUGAGAAUGUACUUUUAUUAUUUUUUUUAAUUUUACAUAUAUAUGUAGAAAUUUGUAUUUAAAAUACAAGUGUACAUUUUUCACAUUAAUAAAACAUGUGAAGCUAUUAGUGUAUACACUCAAAUAACAUAAGUCUGUGCACUUCAGAGUCAGCAUUUUACAUUGAAUGUCAAAGUGAUUCACUCGUUUUAGAUGUGCACAGACUUGUAAUACUUCAUUGUACUAGAGAGCUUAGGAAUCUAAAAUUAGAGUUUUAGAUAAAGUAUUUUUAUAGACAAAGUCUUAUUUUGGUGAUAAUUGUAUGGAGUAUAAAAUCUUAUAUACUUUUAAUGCUUUUUUCAUAAAUUAGUAACUUUCAGUACAUGUUUAUUUUGUUAAAAAUGUGUGUCAGCAUGUUUUAUUUUGUUACGCAUGAGUGUCUGCAGAAUGGAAUAAGAGUUCAUGUUUUAGGACAAAAUAAAACAAUUAAUUUUACAUUUUUUAUUGCACAGUUCCAAUUUAAAUAGAAUCAUUUAUGUUUAAAGGUUACUAAAAUGGCAUAUUUUGGUGAUUAAUUGUCCCAGUUAGUGUAAUAUUUUACCUCAAGCAGCAAUAAUUUCAAAUGAUUGCAUUGGUUCUUUCCAUUAAGCAAAGCAUUCUUUGAUAGUAAUCAUUUCAUGAGCAAUAUCAUUAAUGAGAAAUUAAGGUACAGUGUGACUGACCAUGCAGUUUUAAUGAUAAUUUUUCAGAUUGGUUUAUCAUAUGGUAAAAAUUUAAUAGGAAAAACAUGAAAGAUUAAGGAAGAAUUACUAAUAUGUUGAUGGUGUCAGUGUUAUAGAUUAACAUUGUUUUUUGUGUAAUAAAUGUUCAUUCAAAGUGUAUUUUAAUGCCAAAUGAAACCAACUUCGUAUUAACCAAAUACAAAGGGCUUUAGUCAACAAACCAGUCAUACAUUUUUGACUUUAUUGUUUUAGUUCAGUUGCUGUAUAAUCAGAAUUAACUGAUUUUGUGUUGCUAGAUGAAAAUGGCUUUUUUUUAACACCUGAAUUGUGUGAAUGAAGUGAAAGUUUUGAAAUAGCUUACAGCUUCCCUCACAUUUGUCACAAAGCUUUGUCUUAAGUUAUUACAAAGAAUUAUUUGUCUCCUAUUAUUAUGUAUGGAAUGUAAUUAUAUUUUUAUACUAUGUGCACACAUUAUCUGUGAUGUUUGUUUUGUUGGCUGUGAAUACAUAUAUGUAUUAAUAUUUGGUUAGAUGUUUGCACUUAUACUUGGUAUGUUCUUUGUUAGUCUGCUUUUAACUAGUCUAGAUUUUACACAUGAAGUUUAUAUACAGGGGGCAUAGUUCAAGAGUUUAUAUAAGGGAUAGCUUAUUACAAGAAAUUAUAUUUUAUUUAUAUUUAUUAAAGACCAAUCUUGAGGUUUUCUUAUGAAUGAGUUACAUGGGUUGACCCUAGGUCAAUCGAUGUAAAUGACAUCAUUGACCAAUCGGUUCUUACUGUGACGUAAUAACAUAAGCAUUGUGACAUAGGAAAAUGCACAAACUUGAAAGUCAUCUAUUACACUUCAAUCAUUGUUUGUUUUUAUGUCAAAACACAAUAUCAUGAAUUCAGAUAACCUUCCAGUAACAAAUUAUUUUCAUAGAAAGGAGGAUAUGUAUUAUAUGUUCCUUGCAAUUUUGUAAAGAUAUGCUCUAUACAAUUGGUGCAACUGUGAUUUAAUUCACGGUAAUUGAGCAACUUUCCAGUUGUUUCAUGUGUCUUUGCUGUGGAUGUAAGAAGUUCACAGCAUAGUUUAAAAAAUAGUAUCACAAGUAUAUCACACUUUUAUAACCUAUAAUAAUCUUCAUACAUGUAUCUAUAACAUAGAAUUGUUCUCCAUAUUUGACAUGGUUUACUGGAGACAACAAGUAAAUGUCUUACAACUGAUUUUUAUACGACCGCAAAAAUUAAAAAUUUUUUGGUCGUAUAUUGGUAUGACGUUGGCGUCGUCGUCGUCGUCGUCGUCGUCGUCCGAAGACACAUUGGUUUUCGCACUCUAACUUUAGUUUAAGUGAAUGGAUCUCCAUAAAAUUUUACCAUAAGGUUCAAUACCACGAAAGGAAGGUUGGGAUUGAUUUUGGGGGUUAUGGUACCAACAGUUAAGGAAUUAGGGGCCAAAAAGGGGCCAAAAAUAAGCAUUUUUGUAACUUCCAGACAAUAACUUGUGUGUAAGUGUAUGGAUCUCUCUGACAUUGUACCACAAGGUUCUAUAUCACAAAGGGAAGGCUGUAAUUGAUUUUGGGGGUAAUUGCCUCAAAAUUUUAGGAAUUAGGGGCCAAAAAAGGGGCAAAAAACAAGCAUUUUUCUAGUUUCAUGACAAUAACUUGUGUGUAAGUGUUUGGAUAUUUCUGAUAUUGUACUACAAGGUUCCAUAUCACAAAGGGAAAGCUGGAAUUGAGUUUGGGGGUAAUUGCCCGAAACGUUUAGGAAUUGGGGGCCAAAAAGGGGCCAAAAAUAAGCAUUUUUCUAGUUUCCAGACAAUAACUUGUGUUCAAGUGUAUGGAUUUCUCUGAAAUUGUACUGCAAGGUACCAUACCACAAAGGGAAGGCUGGGAUUGAGUUUGGGGGUGAUGAAUCAUAAGGGGGUUCAA
This is a messenger RNA of Mytilus californianus (California mussel), 7090 nucleotides long. RefSeq names its product solute carrier family 12 member 4-like. Gene Ontology annotation, biological process: chemical synaptic transmission; potassium ion import across plasma membrane; potassium ion homeostasis. Lineage: Eukaryota; Metazoa; Mollusca; Bivalvia; Mytilida; Mytilidae. The coding region runs from base 686 to 4003 and encodes 1105 amino acids. Gene Ontology annotation, molecular function: potassium:chloride symporter activity. The record is from RefSeq and is a predicted model, not a curated record. The transcript has 26 exons. Gene Ontology annotation, cellular component: membrane.